AUGACGGAGGUCAACUAUCGUUACAUAGCGUUUGAAAAUGAUCAUACGUAUUUGAAAACUAAUAAUCCUAUAGAUGAAAAUAUUCAAUUAUUCCAGUCCAGUAUUUCUACGGUUGUUGAACCCAAAAAUAAUGCAGCUGUAUCAUCAAAAACUCCAUCAACUAGAAAACAACAAAAUAAAGUUUGUGCAAACAAAACUGAACUAUUACAGGUUAAUAUGGAUGUACAGAAAUCAAGAUUAUUUUUUAUCCAUAAUAAUUUAAAUUUUCCACCAUCUACAGACUUUAAGACAUCACAAAAUAUAUUACCUAUUCAACAAAUUAAUACUGGUAGCACUUCAAGUAUGAGACCUAUACAACCAAAACUAACUAAUACUUCAAAUAUUGUUCCCGUUACACAAACACCAUCAAAUGCACUACUUGUUCCAUCUCAAAUUAAUUUAAAAAAAACAAAAUUACAUAAUAAGACAUCAAAAAAUACACUUCUGAAACCUUCAUUGCCACCUACAUUGCCAUUGAUACCUCCGAUGAUUAAACCUUUUAUUAAGCCUAUUAAGUCAAUAAAAAACAAAAUUGUUUAUGAUUAUAAAAACAAUACAUGCACAAUUGAAUUAGCUACUAAUUUAUGCCAGCGUUUAUUGAGUGGAGAAAAUAUGUUCAUGUGUAGGAAAUGUGAUGAAGUUUACACAGAACAUAAAGAUUUGUUAGAUCACUAUAUGAUUCAUGAUAAAUGUGAAACAAACCUAAUAGUCGAAGAAAAAGAUAUAAGAGAAAACAUACCAAUCAAUAAUGUAAAGAAAGAAAAUAUAAAUUUUGGUAAAAAUAUUAUUAAUAGUGAUAAAAAUAAUGGCAAACAUACUAUACCAGUUAUUAAAACUACUUCAAACUCUAAAAAAAAUAAAGUUAUUUUUAAAGGAGAGUGCAUUAUGUGUCAUUCAGUAUUUCCUGAUCUCGGAGAACAUAUAAAAACUGUUCACCAAAAUGACUUGAUUAAGAAUAAAGUUAAUACUCACUGUUGUGCAAAGUGUGGAAUGGAGUUUGAUAUUAAACAACAACUACGGGCUCACGAAUUCUCUGCUCAUAAAGCUGAUUGCACAUAUACUUGUGAAUAUUGUCUUAUAUACUUCUUGUGUAAGGAUGACUUAGAAAAACAUGUUGAAUCACAUUAUAGUGACAUUAUGAAAUAUUUAUGUCCAUAUUGUGAUAUUGGUUUUCCUGAUUCAAAUGGAUUAAGAACUCAUCUCAUUAAUCAUAUUGGUUACGAUAGUCCUGAGUACUCAACUCCAGAAACACCUGUCUAUCAAAUUGAAUAUAGCGAUACAAAGCCACCCGAACAAUUUGAACAGCUAUUUUCUGGAUUAGAUAAUGUUUCGGAGGAUGUUGAUGAAGUCUAUAUAGAAGAAAUUGAUGAAGAUAAUUAUCAAGUCAGUUUUGUAGAGGACGGUGAAGACAAUGCAUCAUCUCAAGUAAACUUACUCAUUGAUGAUGACCUUACAAUUGAUGCAGAACUAAACAAUAUACCUUCAGAAGAUAGCAACAAAGUUAUUAUCAAUGACCACCAAACACCACUGUUGAAUAAAAAGCGAGUUAGUUAUACAGUAUGUAGAAUAUGCUUUAUUAUCGUAAGUUAUUCAAGAAUUGGUAGGCAUAUGAAGAAAAAACACAAUAAUGCUGCCCCCUACCAAUGUGAGAUAUGUCACGCUGAGUUUAAUCGAAAGCACAUUAUGGAUGACCAUAGAAGAAAACAUACAAACAAUAAACCUCACAAGUGCACAGAAUGUUCUAAAUGUUUUACCUACAAACACCACCUAAAUCGGCAUAUGAUGAUAGUUCACAAUUCUGGCACAUUAGAAAAACUAUUCAAAUGUUCUGUAUGUGACAAAGCAUUUUCAUUUAAGGAGUAUUUGACACUACAUAUGAAUAGCCGCCAUAAGGGUAAACAUUAUAUGUGCCAAGUUUGUGGCAAAAGUUUUUCUACCAAUGCUGCGUUGAAUAAACACCAGUUGUGUCAUACAGAAGAACGACCAUUCAUGUGUGAACAUUGUGGACGGACUUUCAAAUGUAAGACUCAUUGUGACACCCACACAAAAAAUAUGCAUCCUGGGGAUCCAGAACUAACAGCACCACCAGAAAAAUUUGAAUGUGAACUUUGUAAAAAACUAUUUAGCACAAAAGUAUACCGUGAUAUGCACCUUAAGCGACACAAAGGCCAAGGUCAUCAAUGUGAUUAUUGCUGCAAAAUUUUUGUUUCCAAAGCACAUAUGCAAAGACAUAUUAAAAUAAUGCAUCUAAAUACAUUGUGA
This is a messenger RNA of Macrosiphum euphorbiae (potato aphid), 2301 nucleotides long. Lineage: Eukaryota; Metazoa; Arthropoda; Insecta; Hemiptera; Aphididae. The record is from the annotation of a GenBank genome assembly.